AUGAGCGAUCUGCUGGAAGACGGCUCUUUCAUGUUCACAUCGGAGUCCGUCGGAGAAGGACAUCCAGACAAAAUCUGUGACCAGAUCAGUGAUGCGGUCCUCGACGCUCACUUGAAGGAGGAUCCAGAUGCUAAAGUGGCCUGUGAGACGGUGUGUAAGACCGGCAUGGUGCUGCUCUGUGGAGAGAUCACAUCCCGGGCCAAUGUGGACUACCAGAGAGUGGUGAGAGACACCAUCAAACACAUCGGCUACGACAACUCUGACAAAGGUUUUGACUACAAGACGUGUAACGUGCUGGUAGCUCUGGAGCAGCAGAGUCCGGACAUUGCCCAGGGAGUCCAUGUUGACAGACAGGAGGAGGACAUUGGAGCAGGAGACCAGGGUCUGAUGUUCGGCUACGCCACAGAUGAGACAGAAGAAUGUAUGCCUCUAACUAUCGUCUUAGCUCACAAACUCAAUUCGAAGAUGGCUGAUCUCAGACGCAGCGGCGUCAUCACCUGGCUGCGUCCUGACUCUAAAACACAGGUGACCGUCCACUAUGAACAGAAGGACGGAGCCGUGAUCCCCAAGAGAGUCCACACCAUCGUGAUCUCAGUCCAACAUGAUGACUGCAUUUCUCUGGAAGACCAGAAGAAGGUCCUCAAAGAGAAGGUCAUUGACGCUGUGGUUCCUGCUAAAUAUCUGGACGAUAAGACCAUCUACCACCUCCAGCCCAGUGGUCGCUUUGUCAUCGGAGGACCCCAGGGCGAUGCUGGUGUGACGGGGAGGAAGAUCAUCGUGGACACAUAUGGAGGUUGGGGUGCACACGGAGGCGGAGCUUUCUCUGGUAAAGACUUCUCCAAGGUUGACCGCUCUGCUGCGUACGCCGCCCGCUGGGUGGCCAAGUCUCUGGUCAAAGCCAAGCUGUGCAGGAGAGUCCUGGUCCAGGUGUCGUAUGCCAUUGGAGUUGCCCACCCUCUCUCCAUCUCCUUGUUCACCUAUGGGUCCUCAAAGAAAACAGAGUCAGAGCUGCUGCAGAUCGUCAACAAGAACUUCGACCUGCGACCAGGAGUCAUUGUCAGGGAACUGAACCUGAAGAGGCCGAUCUACCAGCAGACGGCCUCGUACGGUCACUUCGGCCGACCCGAGUUUACCUGGGAGAUGCCAAAGAAACUCGUCUUCUAAAUACUCCACCUGCUCGUCCUGAUCCACCACGAGGCUUCUGUAAGCGAGUCAGGGUGUGUUUUUAUAGGAAGAAAUGAAGCCAAAGUUAGGGAAAAGUCAGCUUUUAGGAGGGGAUAGUUUUAUGCAAAUGUGGCGGUCGGAAUCGGACGUAAAAUAACACGAUCUCUGCCCUGCAAGCCCAACACCACAAGAGAAAGCGCAGCCAACAUUUCCACCCACGUUCCUUUUCUUCAACAGUGUAUUGGUCUUUGAGAACUAAAUGUAUGGGAACACAACAGUUAAUACAACACUACAACCAAAUGGAUUUUGCCCCAAAGCUGUGAAUGUACGACUUCAGAGCUCUCAUUUGCAAAAAGGUGCUAUAACAAAAGCAGAUUUUUUUGUCUUUUUUUUUUUUUUUUUUUUAUCAGUGAUUAUGUCAUUUUUUAAAAAACAAAUCUGCUCAACCAAAGGCUUUAGAUGAAAACAAUCUUAUUUUACACAUUUCAUCUUGACAGAAAAUGCCUUUUUUAAGUCUUACAUUGUCACAUGUUACAGUUUAACCACGUGUUAAUAUACGCCCAUGUAUCCGUCGUACAUUCUGCCCUGCUUUGCUUUAGUGGCUUUUAUUCAACAGCUCACCUGAUGGUAGAUUUGUACCUUUAUGUCUUUUUUUUUUUUUUUUUUUUACCUACAGAGCUUUCUGCUGUGACUGAGUCUUAACUGUAACUCGACCUCUCACUUGAUUGUGAGGCAAUCUAUUGUAAUUAGUCUCGCUCGUAGCAGUGGAUUUACUAAGCUGUGCAUUGUUGAGACUUAGCAUUUUGUGUCCAACAAUUGCUGUGUUUUUCUAAUUUUUAUGCCUGUGCUGAUGUAAGAGAAGCUGGCCACAUAUUUAUAUAUCAGAGUAUUUUUCUGCAGAUCUUUCCUUUUCUAAUAUAAAAUCUGAUCCUCUGCUGAGACUACAUGACAGCUUUUACACUGUUGAUUUCUGCUCGUCUGCAUGGGCCCAGAGGAGAGAGAACCAACAGUAACUUUGGCUUUUGCCGCUGCUUAAUUACAUACAAAGUAUUUCACUGUUAACACUUAAGAAACCUGAAAUGGUUUAAUCCACACUCACUUUAAAACUACCAUGACUAUAACAAGUUUGGGACAUUGGUGGGAACAAACCCCACUUUAAUCUACAUCCAACUUUGUUUUUUAAGAGAGGUAUAUUUCUGUUUAAUGUGUUGAUCUGUGUCCUUUCCUGUCAGAUUGAAAUGACAGCGUAAACGGACAAUGUAAAUAAUUGUCAACAAUAAAGAAAAGACAGAAAUUGG
Molecule: messenger RNA, 2462 nt
Organism: Sphaeramia orbicularis (orbiculate cardinalfish)
Lineage: Eukaryota; Metazoa; Chordata; Actinopteri; Kurtiformes; Apogonidae
Product: S-adenosylmethionine synthase-like
Exons: 10
Coding region: 1-1164 (387 amino acids)
Biological process (GO): S-adenosylmethionine biosynthetic process
Molecular function (GO): methionine adenosyltransferase activity; ATP binding
Source: RefSeq, a predicted model, not a curated record